UGUAGCCCCCCACCCACCCUGUCUCUCUCUAAAACACACAUUUGUAUUCAUUAGACUUGUGACUAUCAUCUUUUUAGGCAAUUUUCCAGUCACUUGCAAGCAAAAGAUUCUCUAGGUUUUUUGCCAAUUUUUUAUAUAAUGGUGAGAGGGAAAACUGAGAUGAGGCGUAUCGAAAACGCGACAAGCAGGCAAGUCACUUUCUCAAAGAGAAGAAAUGGAUUGUUAAAGAAAGCCUUUGAACUUUCUGUUCUUUGUGAUGCUCAAGUUGGAUUAAUUAUUUUUUCUGCUAGAGACAAACUUUAUGAAUUUUCAACCUCAAGCAUGCAGGAGAUUAUCGAGCAUUAUCAGAGGCAUACUAAAGAUAUUCAGUGUGAAAAUCCAGCCAUGGAACAGAAUAAUAUGCACAAUUUGAAGCAUAAUACAUCAAGUUUGAUGAAGAAGAUUGAGCUUCUUGAAAAAUCUAAGAGGAAGCUCUUAGGAGAAAGUUUAGAAUCUUGCAGUCUUGAAGAACUUCAACAGAUGGAACAUCAGUUGGAACGGAGUAUCAACAUCAUCCGCGCAAGAAAGAUGGAAGUCUUUAGGGAACAAAUUAUGAGAUUGAAAGAAAAUGUGAAAGACCUCUCAUCAGAAAAUGUUAUGUUGUUAGAGAAGUGUGGAGGUCUUGAAAUGCAACAAACAUCAGGUGGAGAAGACGUUUCUAUAGUGAUUAGUAGCGAAAAAUCGGAUGUAGAGACUGAAUUAUUUAUUGGACUACCAGAGUCAUGCAGAACAAAGCGUCCCUAAGUUAACCAACGCCUCACUUUGAUUAUGUCGUGAAG
Molecule: messenger RNA, 818 nt
Organism: Solanum stenotomum
Lineage: Eukaryota; Viridiplantae; Streptophyta; Magnoliopsida; Solanales; Solanaceae
Product: MADS-box protein SOC1-like
Exons: 7
Coding region: 139-783 (214 amino acids)
Biological process (GO): positive regulation of transcription by RNA polymerase II
Cellular component (GO): nucleus
Molecular function (GO): RNA polymerase II cis-regulatory region sequence-specific DNA binding; protein dimerization activity; DNA-binding transcription factor activity, RNA polymerase II-specific
Source: RefSeq, a predicted model, not a curated record